CAAAAGACAGUACUUUUUGCUAUCUGCUCCAAAAUGAACGACGAUGCUGGACGGAUGACGUACGAGCUGCUGCGCACCCACGGAGAUCUAGACAAUGCAAAGACGCAUAAGGAGAUGCUUAGGGCACUAAGUUCUGUGUGCGCAGACCGCCAGAGUGCCGAUGUUUUGCAGCGCCUCCACGCGACGGAUUUCGCGUUGCUGCGAGUUCGUGAACAUCAAGAAGAGACAAGUCAGGUGUCUAAGAGGAGGAGUCGGGUGCGGGACAAAUGGAAGCAACGGAAGCUGCAGGAGGGAGCAACACUCGACGACGUGCAGAGGCGCUAUCCAAAGCUCUUCGAAGGGGUGGAGGAAGAGCGGAUGGAGCACAAGAAAUCAAAUGGUGCGGUGAAUACCGUUAAUGGAAUAGUGACGGUCCUGACUCAAGCAGUAGGUCACGUACAGGCACCUCCAGCUCCUGCUCCUGCUGCGGUGCUUCAACCCGUGGCAGCUACUCCAGUGGUGCCUGCAAGAGCGGAAAUGAGGAGGAACGACUUCAACUUCACUGAUGAUGUGUGGAGUGGACCUCCCCAGGCUGCUGGGGUUGCAAUGCCUAGCGAGCCUGCACCACAGCCCAAACCUGCGCUAAGUGAUCUACUGAGUAAGCGGUCGAGACUGCCACAUGAAGAUCCCGAGCUAUUUGGUUCGAAUACUCGUCCUAAUCCGGUCCAACAAGGAAAUUCGUUCCAGACUGCUACUGAGCGACUGCAGCAUGACCGCAUGACAGGGAGAGCUAGAAACCUUGACGACGAUCACUCUCGGGGUAGAAAUGACCGGCGUGGGAAUCCUCGAGGCCCUCCACGUGGCGUUUAUCACCCUGUGAACCAAGAUCUUCUUCUCGGUGGAGGAGAUAAUGACAACGGCUACAUAUCUGGGUCAUCUGCGGUCAGCAAAAAGUUUGUGUCUCCAAUGAACGAUGGAGGAUCCAACAAAGGCAGCAAAAAGCAGACUACCCCGCCCGAUGAGGACGUAAAUAUUGAUCCACGCCUCAAAAGUUGUGACCCCGAGCUGAUCGAGAAGAUCGAGAUGGAGAUUGUAGACAAUGGAGACCCCAUUACAUUCGACGAUAUCGCUGGGCUGCAAUUCGCAAAGAAGUGCGUGAACGAGCUGGUGAUUUGGCCCAUGGCACGACCAGAUAUUUUCACGGGUCUUCGUUCUCUCCCUAAAGGCUUGCUCUUGUUUGGACCACCAGGAACGGGUAAAACAUUGAUCGGCAAAGCCAUUGCAAGUCAAUCCGGAGCGACUUUCUUCAGUAUUUCUGCUAGCUCACUAACGAGUAAAUGGAUUGGCCAAGGAGAGAAGCUCGUUCGGACGUUGUUUGCUGUUGCAGCGGUGAAGCAGCCCUCCGUAAUAUUUAUUGAUGAAAUUGACUCGCUAUUGACGCAACGAAGCUCGGAAGAAAAUGAAGCGAGUCGGCGGAUGAAGACGGAGUGUCUGGUGCAGCUUGAUGGUGCUGGCACGAAAGCCAAGGACAUCAUCCUUGUCGUUGGUACGUUGUCGAGCCAAAGUUAAUAUCGGCCUCUGCUCAUCUGACGUACAAGCUUGGUCUUUCGAUUUAUAGGUGCGACGAAUCGACCUCAAGAACUUGACGAGGCAGCACGUCGACGAUUCGUCAAGCGUCUGUACAUUCCUUUGCCGUCAUUUGAAGCCAGACUGGACUUGGUUAGUCGGCUGCUCAAGGAUAACAAGAAUGACCUGACCGAUGAGAACAAGGCCUUUAUUGCCGAGUCAACUAAAGGAUACUCAGGUGCAGAUGUGCGAGCUCUUUGUACGGAGGCUGCAAUGGGUCCAAUCCGGAAUUGCACUGAUAUCCGCACGAUGGAUGCCGAUUCCGUUCGUCCGAUCAACUUGGACGACUUCAAAGAAGCGCUGCGUGGAGUGCGUACAUGUAGUUAGUAUGGAACGCCUUUGACACAUGCUAACUUCACUUUUGCAGGUUCGUUCCAGUGUCGCGGUGAAAGAUCUUGCAUUUUACAAAGAGUGGAAUGAGGAAUUCGGAAGUUUUGCCUUCGAGAAUCACGAUUCGUCUUAAUGAAAUGCAAGUGAGCUCGCA
Molecule: messenger RNA, 2089 nt
Organism: Phytophthora nicotianae INRA-310
Lineage: Eukaryota; Oomycota; Peronosporomycetes; Peronosporales; Peronosporaceae
Exons: 11
Coding region: 34-1548 (504 amino acids)
Molecular function (GO): ATP hydrolysis activity; ATP binding
Source: RefSeq, a predicted model, not a curated record